Messenger RNA from Chanos chanos (milkfish), 624 nucleotides. It is a transcript of the gene gje1a, whose product is annotated as gap junction protein epsilon 1a. The record is from RefSeq and is a predicted model, not a curated record. Gene Ontology annotation, biological process: cell-cell signaling. The coding region runs from base 1 to 624 and encodes 207 amino acids. The transcript has 3 exons. Gene Ontology annotation, cellular component: connexin complex. Lineage: Eukaryota; Metazoa; Chordata; Actinopteri; Gonorynchiformes; Chanidae. Gene Ontology annotation, molecular function: gap junction channel activity.
AUGACUUUAAAUUACAUUAGGAACUUUUACGAGGGAUGUCUCAGGCCUCCAACGGUGAUUGGCCAGUUCCACACACUGUUCUUUGGCUCUGUGCGUAUGUUCUUUCUCGGGGUGCUGGGAUUUGCUGUCUAUGGCAAUGAAGCUCUCCACUUCAGCUGUGAUCCUGACAGGAGAGAGUUAAACCUCUAUUGUUACAACCAGUUCCGACCCAUAACACCUCAGGUAUUUUGGGCUUUACAGCUAGUCACUGUUUUGGUCCCAGGAGCAGUGUUUCAUCUCUAUGCUGCCUGUAAAAAUAUUGACCAAGAGGAGAUCCUUCAGCGGCACAUCUACACGGUGUUCUACAUCAUCUCUGUGCUCCUCAGAAUCAUCCUGGAGGUCAUAGCCUUUUGGCUUCAGAGCCACCUCUUUGGGUUCCAGGUCGACCCGCUUUACACGUGUGACGCUCGUGCCCUGGAUAAAAGAUUCAGUGUAACCAAGUGUAUGGUCCCAGAGCACUUUGAGAAGACCAUCUUCCUCAGUGCCAUGUAUACCUUCACCGUCAUCACCGUGCUUCUCUGCGUAGCUGAGAUAUUCGAGAUCCUCUCUCGAAAGUUGGGCUACUUAAAUCACUCCAUGACUUGA